This is a messenger RNA of Macrosteles quadrilineatus (aster leafhopper), 768 nucleotides long. Its product is annotated as peptidoglycan-recognition protein SB2-like. The record is from RefSeq and is a predicted model, not a curated record. The transcript is spliced from 5 exons. NCBI's taxonomy places the organism in Eukaryota, Metazoa, Arthropoda, Insecta, Hemiptera, Cicadellidae. Gene Ontology annotation, biological process: peptidoglycan catabolic process. Gene Ontology annotation, molecular function: zinc ion binding; N-acetylmuramoyl-L-alanine amidase activity. The coding region runs from base 94 to 723 and encodes 209 amino acids.
CUAUGAGUUAAACAGCUUUGCUGAACGAAAAAGUUUAAGAAAAAUAUAUUUUUUAUCUGUUGCUCUUUACAACAAUCAAUAGGCUUAGACAUUAUGGAAUUAGUAAACGAAAAUGAAGGUUCUCAGCAAAAGGGAGAUGAAGAAUCUCAGCAAAAGGAAGGUGAAGAAUACGAAGCAGAACAAAGUCUUUCUACGUCACAAUUAGGCAUGCUUAUGGUCGGGGGAAUGGAUGAGCAGGAGGUUGAUAUGGAAGAGGUUGCAGAAGAAGGGGCCCGAGUACCUGAUGACCUUGUCAUAGUUAAAAGGUCAGAAUGGGGCGCUCUACCCCCUGUGAAAGUGGAACUUAAGCCCCAUCUCACCACAACGGUCAUGUUUACCUACUCUACCAGAUGUAAACCGUGCUUCGACCAGGAGAAAUGCUCGAAGAGGGCGAGAAACAUCCAAAAGACACAUAUGAGUGUAGGCUUUCAAGAUAUUCCGUAUAAUUUCCUGGUUGGAGGAGAUGGCAGAGUAUAUGAAGGCAGGGGGUGGACAGUUCUGCCUGAGACACAUACGAAGUAUGUAAAAUUGAAGGGGUUCCUCAUUGAAAUAGCUUUUAUUGGAGACUAUGUCUUCAAGCGUCCAAGCGAAAAGAUGUACGAUGCAGCUUUAGAUUUGAUUCAGUAUGGAAGAGUCCACUUUUUGGUCAAAGACAGAUUUGGACUGAUUGAAAACUACCAAUGAGCUUCGAUUUGCUUCAUUCCAAUCAAUCUCUGAAAAUUUAUACUU